Messenger RNA from Penicillium canariense, 441 nucleotides. RefSeq lists its product as uncharacterized. The record is from RefSeq and is a predicted model, not a curated record. The coding region runs from base 1 to 441 and encodes 146 amino acids. The transcript is spliced from 3 exons. NCBI's taxonomy places the organism in Eukaryota, Fungi, Ascomycota, Eurotiomycetes, Eurotiales, Aspergillaceae.
AUGCAGCAGAACCAAUACCCUGGUGUUUUCAACUCAACUAUAGGGGUUGUCUUCCUUAGAACACCUCAUCGUGGAUCAAACUCAUUUACCGAGGAGAGCACUCUUCUGACAGCGAUAGCCGCGUCGUCCGAUUUGUACAAAAAUCUUGAGACCGAUGUGCUUGAGACAAUGACGUCUAAGAACGGCACCCUCCUUGAUGUUGCAGAUGACUUUAUCACUUUGUCCGUUCAGGGAAAGGUCAUCCGGCGAGAUGACAUUGAGGAAUUCAUCGUUGAUUCAAAGAGUGCAUCCUUUGACGGCCACCCGAAGUAUGGCCUCGAAGUAGACCAUUUCAGUCUCAAUAAAUUCGACAGUCCAAAGAACCCAAACUAUGUCCAGGUACAGUCGGUAAUUGCAGAUUACUACGAGAGAGCUUUAGAAAGCGCUAGAAAGAGUCAUUAA